GAAGAAGAAGAAGAAGAAGAAGAAGAAGAAGAAGAAGAAGAAGAAGAAGAAGAAGAAGAAGAAGAAGAAGAUGUGGCCGGUCUGCAGCUGCUAAGAGACGGGACCAUCCGAACCGGUACCUGGAUGACGUCAGCAGGGGGACCAGCAGAGUCGCGAGAAGGAUUAAAGGCGCCAGCGAUGCUGCAGCUCCCCCUGGUGGUGACGGCCCGGCUGGACCUCGUUCUGGUUCUGGUGACCCUGCUGUCUCUGUGGACCCGGCUGAAAGGGCUGGGCGACCCGGGCGCCGUGGUGUUCGAUGAGGUCUACUACGGCCAGUUCCUCUCGCUCUACAUGAAGAGAACGUUCUUCAUCGACGACAGCGGUCCGCCGCUAGGCCACGCCCUCCUGGCUCUGGGAGCUCACCUGGGCGGAUUCGACGGGAACUUUGUCUGGAACCGAAUUGGAGCAGCCUCUCUGGUUCAUGAGGUGUGUUGGUUUUGCAUCGCAGCGUAUCCCUGCAGCCUCAGCGUGUGGAGCCUCCGGCUGCUGCCGGCUCUGAGUGGAGCGCUGUGCGUCCCGCUGGGUUACCUGCUGACUCUGGAGCUCAGGUGUUCUCACCUGUCAGCCCUGGGAGCCGCUCUGCUGCUACUGCUGGAGAACUCUCUGAUCGUCCAAUCACGCUUCAUGUUGCUGGAGUCGUUGCUCAUUUUCUUUGUCCUGCUGGCGUUCUUCUCAUACCUCCGCUUCCACAACACACCUGGCAUGUGCUGGUCCAGGUACGGCUGGCUCCUCCUCUCAGGUGUGUCGUGUGCAGCUGCUAUCGGGGUGAAGUACACGGGCCUGUUCUCCUACCUGCUGCUGCUGGCCGUGGCCGCGCUGAACAGCUGGAAACUAAUUGGAGACCGGGCCCAGAGUCAUAUGAGUGUGUGUGUUCAGUGUGGUUAUAAGAUUCUGUGCCUGCUGGUGGUUCCGGUUCUGCUCUACGUAUUCUGGUUCUACGUCCACCUGAGCGUCCUCCAGCGCAGCGGACCACAUGACCAGCUGAUGAGCUCCGCCUUUCAGGCCACCUUGCAGGGCGGUCUCUCCAGGGUCACACGGGGUCAGCCGCUGCAGGUGGCGUUCGGUAGUCAGGUGACCUUACGAAGCUCCGCCCCCCGGCCCGUCCCCUGCUGGCUCCACUCGCACAAAGCCAACUAUCCAAUCAGGUAUGAAAAUGGGCGGGGCAGCUCCCACCAGCAGCAGGUGACCUGCUACGCCUUCAAGGACGUCAACAACUGGUGGAUCAUCAAGGACCCGGCCAGACAGGAGCUGGUGGUGGACUCUCCGCCCCGACCCGUGCGACACGGUGACAUCAUCCAGCUGGUCCAUGGGAUGACAUCACGCCUCCUCAACAGCCAUGAUGUGGCCGCGCCCAUGAGUCCUCAUGCUCAGGAGGUUUCUGGAUACAUAGACUUCAACGUGUCCAUGGCAACCCAGAACCUGUGGAGGCUGGAGAUCUACAACAGGGAGGCGGAGUCAGAGGAGUGGAAGACGAUCGUCUCUGAGGUCCGAUUGGUCCACGUCAACACUUCAGCUGUCCUCAAGCUGAGCGGCCUGCCUCUUCCAGACUGGGGUUUCCGUCAGAUGGAGGUCGUGGCAGAGAAGCUGCUGAAGGCUCACAGCGGCAGCCUGGGCUGGACGGUGGAGGAGCACCGAUACGGAACCAGUCAGGAGCAGAAGGACCGGGAGGCGGAGCUUCACUCUCCGACACACAUUGACGUCGACAGAAAAAUCUCCUUCUGGUCCAAAUUCAUGGAGCUCCAGUGGAAGAUGCUGACCGUGAAACAGGAAGAGUCUGAACACAAGUACAGCUCCGCCCCUUUAGAGUGGAUCACCAUGGAUACCAACAUUGCGUACUGGCUCCACCCCUCGUCCAAUGCUCAGAUCCAUCUGAUUGGUAACCCGGUGUCAUGGGGCGUGGCCAACCUCAGCCUGCUGGCCUAUCAGUUGCUGGCGGCGCUGUACCUGCUGAGGAGGAGGCGGGGCUUCAAAGACCUACCUGAUGGUGUGUGGCAGCGGUUUGCAUCUGUGGGCCUGGUCUGCGGCGGCGGGUGGGCAGUGAACUUCCUGCCCUUUCUGCUGAUGGAGCGGACUCUCUUCCUCUACCACUACCUGCCCGCCCUCUGCUACUUGUACCUGCUGAGCCCCGCCCUGCUGGAGCACAUACACACUCACCUGCUCAGCAGCGGGACGUCCCGCCACAUGCUGAGCGUCUGCACGACGGCUGUCCUGCUGUCUAUCUUCCUGUCCUACUGGACCUUCUGUCCUCUCACCUACGGAAACCCCGAGCUGACAGCCAAUCAGUUGCAGGCGCUGAAGUGGAGAGACAGCUGGGACAUCCUGUACCGCCGCCGCUGAGACAUUGACAGACAGAAGGAGACACAGACAGACUGAGAGACUGGUCUUUACGAGCCAAUCCUGAAUGCACCAUCAGCUUUAGCCAUGUGACCUGAUGAUGUAACAGUGAUGGCUGUUAAAACAAUAAGAG
This is a messenger RNA of Poeciliopsis prolifica (blackstripe livebearer), 2506 nucleotides long. RefSeq names its product protein-O-mannosyltransferase 1 (gene pomt1). Gene Ontology annotation, cellular component: membrane; endoplasmic reticulum. The record is from RefSeq and is a predicted model, not a curated record. Gene Ontology annotation, molecular function: dolichyl-phosphate-mannose-protein mannosyltransferase activity. NCBI's taxonomy places the organism in Eukaryota, Metazoa, Chordata, Actinopteri, Cyprinodontiformes, Poeciliidae. The coding region runs from base 124 to 2376 and encodes 750 amino acids. Gene Ontology annotation, biological process: protein O-linked glycosylation via mannose. The transcript is spliced from 20 exons.